Messenger RNA from Mauremys mutica (yellowpond turtle), 1292 nucleotides. Its product is annotated as cold-inducible RNA-binding protein-like. Gene Ontology annotation, biological process: positive regulation of mRNA splicing, via spliceosome. The transcript has 7 exons. Gene Ontology annotation, cellular component: spliceosomal complex. Gene Ontology annotation, molecular function: RNA binding. Lineage: Eukaryota; Metazoa; Chordata; Testudines; Geoemydidae. Bases 166 to 615 code for a protein of 149 amino acids. The record is from RefSeq and is a predicted model, not a curated record.
CGGAGCGCGCGCCCUCCCCCUCAGCUUCCGGCCGCCAAUCAGCGCUCGGUGGCGGGAAGGGGUGUGGCCUGCGUAGCCUCGCUCUCAUUCUCGCUUCUCCCGCCGACGUCGAGGCAGCAGCAGCUCCGCCGCGCUCCGCUCCGACCCAUCCCGGUGACUUCAGUCAUGGCAUCUGACGAAGGCAAGCUCUUCAUCGGAGGACUCAGCUUCGACACCAAUGAGCAGAACCUGGAGCAGCUUUUCUCCCCGUAUGGUGACAUAGCAGAAGUGGUGGUAGUGAAGGACCGGGAGACCCAGAGAUCCAGAGGCUUUGGCUUCAUCACCUACCGCCGUCCGGAGGAUGCCAAGGACGCCAUGAGAGCUAUGAAUGGGGAGUCCGUGGACGGGCGCCAGAUCCGAGUUGACCAGGCUGGGAAAUCAUCUCGUGGCUCUUCAGGGGGCAGAGGCCGUGGUGGCUUCUCAAGAGGAGGCGGGGACCGAGGCUAUGGUGGCGGCCGUUACGAUAACCGAAGUGGAGGCUACGGCGGGUCCAGGGAUUACUAUGGCAGCAGGAAUCAGGGAGGCUAUGGGGACCGCUACUCCGGAGGCUCCUAUAGAGACAGCUACGACAACUAGGCCCGGCAAUGAACAACAGCCCUUCCCGAACUGAGAUCGUCCUUCCAAUGGCCGUAUUUAUAAAGAUUUUUGAAGCUUCGCUGAAUCUUACUGUUUAGUUACAUCUGCCUGUACUUUUCCCUUUUGUAGCCUGGUCACAUGCAGCCCCGAGAGGGGAGGCCCGUUCCAGGGGCCCCCCCUCCCUUCCACCUCCCCUUCCUCCCCCCGCAAAGCAAAGAUCAGGCUGGUUUCACGAGUUCUUAAGCAUUUGGGGAUCUGUUUAUUCUUUUCAAUUCGGCUUCUUUUAAUUGGCCAGAAUGGGAGGUGGGGCCUGCCUCUGACCCGCGGAGCGUGAGCUGUGGAGGGGUUUUCACUUUUUUUUUAUAACACCUUUGUAGUUUUGUAAAUUUUCUUUAGCAUGUAGGAAGGGGAGAGGCAAAUCUCUCAGGUAGAACAAAGGGAGACUCACGACUCGUGUGCAAAAGGUAUUUUUCCUGCGAGAUGUAACCGAGCCCGAGCUUAGAUUUGCAAAAACUUUCCGCGAGAGGUUCUCGAAAAUGUUUGUUUAUAUCGUCCCUUUUUUUUACUGGAAGAAGCGCUCAUAAUUCCAUUGAUACUGUGUUUUUUGAAGUGGUGAAGGAAUUCCUGUAUUCAGUUCUUCGGCUUUACGGAGCCUAUUAAAGACAGUCCGAAACAAA